Molecule: messenger RNA, 2134 nt
Organism: Carlito syrichta (Philippine tarsier)
Lineage: Eukaryota; Metazoa; Chordata; Mammalia; Primates; Tarsiidae
Gene: PAPSS1
Product: 3'-phosphoadenosine 5'-phosphosulfate synthase 1
Exons: 12
Biological process (GO): sulfate assimilation; 3'-phosphoadenosine 5'-phosphosulfate biosynthetic process
Molecular function (GO): ATP binding; sulfate adenylyltransferase (ATP) activity; adenylylsulfate kinase activity
Source: RefSeq, a predicted model, not a curated record
CCGGACCCAUUUCGGAUACGCCGCCCACGCGCCGCGCAGUCGGGGCCAAGAGCGCGAGAGCGUGCGCACGUCAGCGUGGCCCCGCCCCGCCGCGGAGAGACCCCGCCUUUCCGCCCCGCCCCCGCCGGCCUGCCCUCCUCCUGCUGCCAUCCUGGCGCUGAGGACUGGGGCGCUGGCGCGCGCUCCGCGACUAUGGAGAUCCCCGGGAGUCUGUGCAAAAAAGUCAAGCUGAGCAAUAACGUGCAGAACUGGGGGAUGCAGAGAGCAACUAAUGUCACCUAUCAAGCCCAUCAUGUCAGCAGGAACAAGCGAGGUCAGGUGGUAGGAACCAGAGGUGGCUUUCGUGGUUGUACAGUUUGGCUAACAGGCUUAUCGGGAGCAGGGAAGACUACAGUGAGCAUGGCUUUGGAGGAAUAUUUGGUUUGCCAUGGUAUUCCAUGCUACACUUUGGACGGUGACAAUAUUCGUCAAGGUCUCAACAAAAAUCUUGGCUUUAGUCCUGAAGACAGAGAAGAGAAUGUUCGACGCAUUGCAGAAGUUGCUAAGCUGUUUGCGGAUGCUGGCUUAGUGUGUAUCACAAGUUUUAUAUCACCUUAUACUCAGGAUCGCAACAACGCAAGGCAGAUUCAUGAGGGUGCAAGUUUACCUUUUUUCGAGGUGUUCGUUGAUGCUCCUCUGCAUGUUUGUGAGCAGAGAGAUGUCAAAGGACUCUACAAAAAAGCAAGGGCAGGAGAAAUUAAAGGUUUCACUGGGAUUGAUUCUGAAUAUGAAAAGCCAGAAGCUCCUGAAUUGGUGCUGAAAACAGACUCCUGUGAUGUAAAUGACUGUGUCCAGCAAGUUGUAGAACUUCUGCAGGAACGGGAUAUUGUACCUGUGGAUGCCUCUUAUGAAGUAAAAGAAUUGUAUGUGCCAGAAAAUAAACUUCAUUUGGCAAAAACAGAUGCAGAAACAUUACCAGCAUUGAAAAUCAACAAAGUGGAUAUGCAGUGGGUACAAGUUUUGGCAGAAGGUUGGGCAACCCCGUUGAACGGCUUUAUGAGAGAGAGGGAGUAUUUGCAGUGCCUUCAUUUUGAUUGUCUUCUGGAUGGAGGCGUCAUUAACUUGUCAGUGCCUAUAGUUCUGACAGCUACUCGUGAAGACAAAGAGAGACUGGAUGGCUGUACUGCAUUUGCCCUGAUAUAUGAGGGCCGCCGUGUGGCUAUUCUUCGCAAUCCAGAAUUUUUUGAGCACAGGAAAGAGGAGCGCUGUGCCAGACAGUGGGGAACAACAUGCAAGAACCACCCUUACAUAAAGAUGGUUAUGGAACAAGGAGAUUGGCUGAUUGGAGGAGAUCUUCAAGUCCUGGACCGAAUUUAUUGGCAUGACAGUCUUGAUCAGUAUCGUCUUACUCCUACUGAGCUAAAGCAGAAAUUUAAAGAUAUGAAUGCUGAUGCUGUGUUUGCAUUUCAAUUACGCAACCCAGUGCACAAUGGACAUGCCCUGUUAAUGCAGGAUACCCAUAAGCAACUUCUAGAGAGGGGCUACAGGCGCCCUGUCCUCCUCCUCCACCCUCUGGGAGGCUGGACAAAGGAUGAUGAUGUUCCUUUGAUGUGGCGUAUGAAGCAGCAUGCUGCAGUGCUGGAGGAAGGAGUCCUGAAUCCUGAAACAACAGUGGUGGCCAUCUUCCCAUCCCCCAUGAUGUAUGCUGGACCAACUGAGGUCCAGUGGCAUUGCAGAGCACGGAUGGUUGCAGGAGCCAAUUUUUACAUUGUUGGACGCGACCCUGCUGGCAUGCCUCAUCCAGAAACAGGAAAGGAUCUUUAUGAGCCGACUCAUGGCGCCAAAGUGCUGACAAUGGCCCCUGGUCUAAUCACUUUGGAAAUAGUUCCCUUUCGAGUUGCAGCUUACAACAAGAAAAAGAAGCGGAUGGACUACUAUGACUCUGAACAUCUAAUUGAAUAUGAACCUUUAAAAGAGGCACUUGAAAGGCCAUCUGCUGACCCUAGCUCUUGUCCGUGUGAACAACUUGUACUGGUGGCUCUGAUGACUGCAUAUGUGGAGAGAGGGACAGCAGAUGGUUGUAAAGACUUAAAAUCUACAACAAGUGGCCAAGAGUCACUAACUUUGGAGUCAUUCAAGAUGCUGGCCACAUGUG